GUUGUCGCUUUAUUGAAACUCAUUCUAAGUUAGCUUCUUUAAAUACUAAUAUUUUAUCAUUACAAAAUAUUUAUCAAUCUACUUUUAUUGAAGAAGCAAAUAAUUUUGAAUUUUCAGAACAGAAUAAUAAUAAAAUUAAUAAUUUUAUUAGUAGUGAACUAUUUUAUAAUAUUGAUAAUAUUAUUUUUUCUUAA
Molecule: messenger RNA, 194 nt
Organism: Cetraspora pellucida
Lineage: Eukaryota; Fungi; Glomeromycota; Glomeromycetes; Diversisporales; Gigasporaceae
Source: the annotation of a GenBank genome assembly